AUGACUACUAUUAAGGAGCUUUCCGAGUCUCCUUUUGACAAAUCGAAAGUGACAUUAUCACUUGUGUAUUUUUCUGAGCGAAACACAUUUGUACAGGUGACUUCAGUUGGAGUAAACUUUGUGAAGGGUGGUAAAGGAGUAUAUAUUAUCUGUAAAAAUGAAUUUGGCAUUCAGCAUGCAAGUGCGGAUGCCAAUUUGAGAUUACUUGUGUUCUCAAGCUCAAGAUUUGUAUCCGUUGUGGAUCUCAAUACCCACCAUACAAGGGCGUCACUUGAGCUGGAUAACGAAGUUUCAUGUUUGGUAAUUUCAUCUUCGCGGGGUUUUGUAAUUGGAGAAUGGAACUCCGGUGCCGUUUGUUUGUAUGAGGUUCAGGAUGGAGAGAUUUUAUUGAAGGGUCGCAUUUUUUGUUCGUCAACCUCGUGUUCCAUGUGUAUUUUGUCACACCUUCAUACACCACGACUUGUUGUUGGAUUACUGAAUGGGUAUAUCGCGGAUAUUUCUUUGGAAGCAAUGUUGAUGGGAAGUGCUGCUCGGGAAACACUUAUUAGGAUGCAGCCUGUGCAAUUAUUUAAUUUGGAAAGCCAUAAUGCAGUUCUUUGCCUUGGAGAAGUACCUCCCAUCAUCAUUCUUUGCGAUACGGGCUUUCAACUUACUGGAAUUGAUUUCAAUGAUGUUGCGGCGUGCGCUAUAAUUGAAGGUUCCCACAUUUCAUCUAAAUAUAUAUUUCUUUCUCAGAGUGAAAAUUCUCUUGCGUUUGGAAAUAUUGUGGAUCUUAAGAAGUUAAACUCAUGUUUUCUGGGCCUGAAAGCCACUGUGACUCGAGUGAAAUACAUCGCGUGGUGGAACGUCUUUGUGAUGUCUGUUCGCCGAAAUGAAAAGGAUCAGAUCCUUUUAUUGAUGGGGCAUGAGUUGGCGAAUUCAUGGGUUCCACAAAAUGAACUCUUCUCAAUUGAACUCUUCUCAAUUGAACUCUUGGAAAACGAACGAUGUGUUUUUUUGGGACUGUUGUUCUUGGAGGGUCUAACGAAUCCCCCAACGGUAAUGAGGCGGAUAAAGACAAGGCGAUACUUUUGGGUACCACCUUUGCGUUUCCGGAUGAACAGUUGCCACGGUCAAGUCGAUUCAUAUGUAUU
Messenger RNA from Trypanosoma cruzi, 1133 nucleotides. Its product is annotated as damage-specific DNA binding protein, putative. The transcript has a single exon. Gene Ontology annotation, molecular function: protein binding. Lineage: Eukaryota; Euglenozoa; Kinetoplastea; Trypanosomatida; Trypanosomatidae. The record is from RefSeq and is a predicted model, not a curated record. The annotation marks the transcript as partial.